AUGUCGGUCGGAAAAAUUAGUGAGUUUGACGUGAAAACCGGUAACUGGACUGCUUACGUGGAGCGGCUAGAAAUGUAUUUUGUGGCAAAUUCAGUGAAGGACGAAAUUAAAUUGCCUACCUUGAUCGCGGCUAUGGGUGAAAGUGCGUAUGAACUGUUAUCCACCCUCGCGAGUCCUAAGAAACCCGCGGAACUUACGUAUUUGGAUGCAGUUGUACUAUUACGUAAUCACUUGCAACCGAAACCAUCUCCGAUGGCGGAACGUUAUCGUUUUAGGCAAAGAAGACAAACAGACACUGAAUCGAUCAGUGAUUACGUGGCGGCAUUAAAGAAACUAUCUAGACAUUGUGAAUUCGGUGCAGUCCUACAGGACAAUUUACGGGAUCAGUUGGUGUGCGGACUUCGAAGUGACGUCAUACGGCAGAGAUUAUUCGCGGAAGAAAAAUUAUUGUCCUAUGACAAGGCAGUGAUUUUAGCGGGAUCGCUGGAGGCAGCGGAGCGGGACGCGGCGCUCGUGGAGUCGGGCGCAGCGGUGACGUCAUCGCAGGCCGCGGGUCAGCUGCGCGGCGAAGGCGGCGGCAGGGCAAACGGGGGGCUGAACGCCAUGCGCGUCUGCCAGCGAGCCCGCCAUACCUGGCACAGCGCAGUGGCAGGAAGCGGUGGCGGCGGCGUCGGCGCAGGCCGCGCGGAUGUGCGUGGUUCGCUAUGCGGAGCUUGCGGAGGUGUUGACCAUGUUGCCAACGAGUGCAAGUUCAGAACCUACAUAUGCAGCAAGUGUGGCGUGAUGGGCCACCUACGACGCGUGUGUUUCACAAAUAACCAGUCGGUGGCGCCGGGCGCCUACAACGGGAACGCGGCGAAUGUACAGGGCUUUGGAAAGAAAAGCCGGAACAACGGUCGCGGAGGACAUAAUCAGAGACUGAAAACAAAUUAUGUCAAUGCAGACGAUGGGGCGACAUUGAGUGAGUACCACUAG
Parnassius mnemosyne (clouded apollo) is the source of this 975-nucleotide messenger RNA. The record is from the annotation of a GenBank genome assembly. Lineage: Eukaryota; Metazoa; Arthropoda; Insecta; Lepidoptera; Papilionidae.